AUGUAUGUAAAAUGCUUUGAUACAGUAAUGUUUUACUAUGUGAAUUUAGUGAAUUUAGUGAAUUUCACUUUUUGUCAUUUUCAAAUUUCCCACCAGUUCCAUCCCCUGUAUGUCCCGACGCUCGGAGGGGACAAAACCCAGAUGACAGAUGCCGGCAUCCGCCGGAAAACAUUACAGGGGACACUGCAGGAGGGACAUCGCUGGAGCGCAGGACAAGGUAAGAGAAGUGUAUGGUAAGCCCGAGUGUAGUCGGGGUUACCGCUUGUGCUACACUCGGGAAUACCGCCAGGGAGGUUA
Staurois parvus is the source of this 297-nucleotide messenger RNA. The record is from the annotation of a GenBank genome assembly. Lineage: Eukaryota; Metazoa; Chordata; Amphibia; Anura; Ranidae.